AUGCCCUUGAGUGAGAGGCCUGGGUGCAGGGAGCUGAGCCCCAAACACCAAUCGCUAAGCUUUAUCACAGACGAUGAUGGACGCGUUCCCAGCACACGUUUGUAUUCCAAACCUCAUCCCUCGUUUCGUGCUGGCGAUGUCAAGUCCAGAAAACGUAAGGACACGUUCGACAGGGAGGAACAACGAAAGGCGAAAUUAGAGAACGAUCCUUGGAGUGACAAAACACGACUAACUCCCAAGAGCGUUUUUUGCUUAGGGUGCAAGCAGUUCAUCCGCCUAGACAGAAGGAACGAUUAUUAUCCUGGUCUAUGGCUGAAACAUCGCGCAUCGUGUCUUGGAAUUGCGAGGGCGGUAAAGGAAACAAACGAAAGGCGAAACAAGAAGUACUCCAAGCCCCCCAUCGACGAUGAACAAGCUGCCCGAAUUCUUGUCGAAAUGAUGAUUAGGAGCAGGUGUUUCAGCCAUUCCGACACUUCUAUUUCAGCUUGA
Messenger RNA from Marasmius oreades (fairy-ring Marasmius), 489 nucleotides. RefSeq lists its product as uncharacterized. Bases 1 to 489 code for a protein of 162 amino acids. The transcript is spliced from 2 exons. The record is from RefSeq and is a predicted model, not a curated record. NCBI's taxonomy places the organism in Eukaryota, Fungi, Basidiomycota, Agaricomycetes, Agaricales, Marasmiaceae.